AUGGCUGCUUCUGUCGACAACCGUCCAUUCACCGCCCUCCAACACGGAGUCGUUCGCACUUUCAAGCCCGCUCAGGACGUCCUGCGUCCCAAGAAGUUACCCCUACCACCACCACUCUCCGAUACCUCAAGCGACGAGGACGAAGAAGACACUGUAUUGAAGGAGCUGGUUCGUAAGUCCAGCGCGGAAGUUGAAUCCUCUAUUUUCGACCCGCGCGACGACGGAACCUCCGACCACUGGAUCCAACGGAAUGCUUCCCUGGUCCGUUUGACGGGGAAGCACCCCUUCAACUCGGAGCCACCCCUCCCUCGCCUCAUGCACCACGGCUUUAUCACCCCCGUUCCCCUCCACUAUGUCCGCAACCACGGGCCCGUGCCCCGGGCCCGCUGGGAGGACUGGACUGUGGAGGUCACGGGUCUCGUUGCCCAGCCCACGCGCUUCACAAUGGAGGAACUGGUCCACGACUUCCCCAGCCGCGAGUUCCCCGCUACGCUAGUCUGCGCUGGGAACCGGCGCAAGGAACAGAACAUGAUGAAACAGAGCAUUGGCUUCAACUGGGGUUCCGCCGCCAUCUCCACUUCGGUGUGGCGCGGUGUACCUUUGCGGAGCCUGCUGAAGCGGUGCGGAAUCUACGGUCGCACCAAGGGGGCGCUUCACGUGUGCUUCGAAGGCGCGGAGGAUCUGCCAGGUGGCGGUGGGUCUAAGUACGGGACCAGUAUCAUGAGGGAGGUUGCACUCAAUCCCUCCCGCGACAUCAUCCUCGCUUACAUGCAAAACGGGGAGCGUUUGUCCCCGGAUCAUGGAUUCCCCGUUAGAAUGAUAAUACCCGGUUUCAUUGGCGGGCGCAUGGUCAAAUGGUUGAAGCGCAUUAUUGUCACUACCCAGCAAUCUGAAAGCUAUUACCAUUACAAGGAUAACAGGGUACUUCCAUCUCACGUUGACGCUGAACUUGCCAAUGCAGAAGCUUGGUGGUACAAGCCUGAGUAUAUUAUCAACGAACUUAAUAUAAACUCCGUCAUAACAACGCCGUGCCACGAAGAGAUCUUGCCCAUCAACUCCUGGACUACUCAGAUGCCUUAUUUCAUCAGAGGCUACGCCUAUUCCGGAGGUGGGAGAAAGGUGACACGUGUUGAGGUAACCCUGGACGGUGGUGAAACGUGGCAAGUGUGCAGUCUGGACUGCCCCGAAAAACCCAAUAAGUAUGGAAAGUACUGGUGUUGGUGUUUCUGGUCCUUGGAGGUGGAGGUGUUGGAUCUCCUCGGAGCCAAGGAGAUUGCUGUCAGAGCUUGGGACGAGGCCCUCAAUACCCAACCUGAGAAACUCAUCUGGAAUGUUAUGGGAAUGAUGAACAACUGCUGGUUCAGAGUGAAGACGAAUGUGUGCAAGCCCCACAAGGGUGAGAUUGGUAUGGUGUUUGAGCACCCCACCCAACCAGGGAACCAAUCUGGCGGAUGGAUGGCCAGAGAGAAACACCUGGAGAAAUCAUCAGAGUCCAACCAAACCCUCAAGAAGAGUGUCUCCUCCCCAUUCAUGAACACCACCUCCAAAACCUUCUCCAUCUCCGAAGUCAGAAGACACAACAACCCCGAUUCAGCUUGGAUCAUAGUCCACGGCCAUGUCUACGACUGCACACGCUUCCUCAAAGACCAUCCUGGUGGCACAGACAGCAUCCUCAUAAACGCCGGCACCGACUGCACCGAGGAGUUCGAAGCCAUCCACUCCGACAAAGCCAAGAAAAUGCUUGAAGACUACCGAAUCGGUGAGCUCAUGACCGCCGGCUACACCUCUGAUUCCUCAUCCCCCAACACCACCGUGCAUGGAAAUUCUGAAACUACCCACUUGGCCCCAAUCAAGGAAGUACUCACACCACCACGCAGCGUGGCCCUCAACCCACGCGAGAAAAUCCCAUGCAAGCUCGUCUCCAAAACCUCUCUCUCUCACGACGUUAGGCUCCUCCGCUUUGCGUUGCCCUCCGAGGACCAGCUCAUGGGUUUGCCUGUCGGGAAGCACGUAUUCCUAUGUGCCACUGUCGACGAGAAGCUAUGCAUGCGAGCCUACACUCCCACAAGCGGCACAGAUGAAGUGGGCUUCUUCGAGCUUGUCGUCAAGGUUUACUUCAAAGGGGUGCACCCUAAGUUCCCCAACGGUGGGAUCAUGUCUCAACACUUGGACUCCCUCCCCAUUGGCUCUGUCUUGGAUGUGAAAGGCCCACUGGGCCACAUAGAGUACACCGGCAGAGGAAAUUUCCUCGUUCAUGGAAAACCUAGGUUUGCCAAGAGGCUAGCCAUGUUGGCUGGUGGCACCGGGAUCACACCCAUCUACCAAGUGGUUCAAGCAGUUCUAAAGGACCCAGAGGACCGCACGGAAAUGCAUGUGGUAUACGCGAACCGGACCGAGGAUGAUAUAUUGCUGAGGGAGGAGCUUGAUGAAUGGGCUAAGAAACAUGACAGGCUCAAGGUGUGGUACGUGGUGCAAGAAAGCAUAAGAGCAGGGUGGGAAUACAGUGUGGGGUUCAUCACGGAGAAUAUCCUGAGAGAGCAUAUUCCUCUUGGUUCUCCUGAUACCCUGGCGUUGACUUGUGGGCCACCACCCAUGAUUCUGUUCGCAGUGCAGCCGAAUUUGGAGAAGUUGGGCUACGACAUCCAGAACAACUUGCUCCUGUUUUAG
Molecule: messenger RNA, 2667 nt
Organism: Sphenostylis stenocarpa
Lineage: Eukaryota; Viridiplantae; Streptophyta; Magnoliopsida; Fabales; Fabaceae
Source: the annotation of a GenBank genome assembly